Phytophthora nicotianae INRA-310 is the source of this 276-nucleotide messenger RNA. RefSeq lists its product as hypothetical. The transcript has a single exon. Bases 1 to 276 code for a protein of 91 amino acids. Lineage: Eukaryota; Oomycota; Peronosporomycetes; Peronosporales; Peronosporaceae. The record is from RefSeq and is a predicted model, not a curated record.
AUGGCGCGGACCGCCAAGCGCAAGGCAAGCGACGACGCUGCAGCUUCCACUGCUGGACCUGACACAACGGCCACCACAAUGAGCUCGAUGUUGACCGUGACGAUCGACUUGGCGCCGCUCAAGCGUCCCGUGCGCCCUCCAAUGUCGGAGAAAUACAGCUAUUGGAGCCUUGAUCAGCUCAAGUUAGAGUGCACGGCGCGUAAAUUGAACGUCCUCAAGAAUACGAAGAAGGACGACCGCGCCAGUAUUCUCGCGAGUCUCCCACUUUCCAGUUGA